Molecule: messenger RNA, 3762 nt
Organism: Salpingoeca rosetta
Lineage: Eukaryota; Choanoflagellata; Craspedida; Salpingoecidae
Exons: 1
Coding region: 608-3517 (969 amino acids)
Biological process (GO): NLS-bearing protein import into nucleus
Cellular component (GO): nucleus
Molecular function (GO): protein binding; nuclear import signal receptor activity
Source: RefSeq, a predicted model, not a curated record
GUAUCUGUCCGCGUCUAUGUUUUGCUGACUCAGCGGAAAAGGGCGCGUUUGCGGCAGCGUGUUUUGUUUGGGUUUUGCGUCGUGCCUGCCCUUGUUGUUUGCCUUGCUUCUCUUUUCCCUCCUCCUUCGCCAUCAUCAACCAAGCACGCCACCACGCAGAAACAGGGCGACCUUGUUCCCCUCCCUCCUUCUUCUCUCCCUUCUUCUUCUUCUUCUUCUUGUCUCCCCCCACCUCUUGAUCAUCCUUUAGCAGUCGACACACACAUAGACAAGGUGAACAGACCUCCCUUUGUUUCUUUGGUUGUGUGGUCUCGUGUCAACCACCCUUCCCUGGUCACUUUCAUCCUUUGACUCGCCGUUUGCUUGCUUGCUUGCUUGCUUGCCUGCUUGCUGGAGUGUUCCUCUCACCUCCAUUCGCAUUCGAUCAAUCAAUCAAUCAAUCCAUCGACCAAAUCGUGUGUUUCGAUGGACGUUUGACACAUUGAACCGGCCUCGUGUCCUACUCCCCUCCCCCGCUCUCCCCAAACCACGCGUUGGUCGUCCACACACACGCGCUUCACGCUUCACUUCGCUUCGCCAUCACUUCAUCAAAGUUGCAUUGCGGUGCAUGAGGGCCUGCUUUGAUCUUGAUCGACACAGCCACACAAGUCUGCUCGCUCAAGGCCAGCGUCAUCUGCUGCUUCCCCUCCUCCUCUGCUUCUUCCUUCCCUUCUCCGUUGCAUCUCUCCCCUCCCCUUCGCCCUCGCCCUCGCCCCUUGUCUUGCAUUUGUUCCUCCUCGCUCCGCUCCCCCCCCCCACACACACACAACAAGCAAAGAUGGAGCGCGCCACGGACGAGAUGGUAUUGAUCCAGAGCGUGAAGAAGCUCAACCUGGACCACUCGCGUGAGGAAGACCGCCAGCGCAGGCAUCGCAUCAUCGGUGCGGCGCGCGCCAGCGGCCUGCGCGGUGGCGUCACCACAUCAUCAUCAUCAUCGUCAGCAUCCUCCUCCUCUUCCACCACAACAGCCAAGGCGUCGUCGCCAGCCUCGUCCUCGUCCUCGGCGUUUACAUCCACAUUCUCCACCUCCGCCAGCCCCAGCAGCCACAACACCAGCACCGCGUCGCCCGGCAGCAGUGGUGGUGGCGGCCGGCACCUGUCUGCGGCCAUGUUUGGGCUCUACCGCAACACGCCCAAGACGCUCAAGGACGUGCGCAACAUGCGGGCGGCGGCGAGGGAGCAGCAGCGCCGCUCCGCGCGGCAAGACGCCCUCAACACCAAACGCGACGACCUGGACAUAUCCACCUCGCCGUCGUCAGCAUCAGCGCCAUCAUCAACAUCGGCAUCCUCGUCAUCGCUGGCAACGGCUGGCGGCGCCCGGCUGGGCUCGGCCACAUCCGCCAAGACACACGCAAAGACGUCCGCAACCACGCGCACGUCGGCGUGCUGUCUCGGCGACAUCAAGGCCUGCCUUGAGCAGGCUGUGCUGCAGCCGCUGAACAGCAGCCUACCGCUCGGCAGCUCGCCAGGCACGCCGCCGCCCACAACAUCCACGCCGCGCACCACGCCCGUCACCACCCCGCCGCCGCCCGCACCGUCUCCUUCGUCGCCGGCAAGAACCGGUGGCAAGGGCAUGGACACUAGCGCAACCGAGACCAGCAACAACCCCGCCGCCACCACAAGCGGCAGCCAGGCGGUGGGCCAGCCGCGCGCCAUUGCCGGCAACGCAUACACGAAUUUGAAGGUUGAGCAGGAGGUGAACGCGACACUGCUGGCGGAGGUGCAAGGCAUCCAGAACAAGCUCGCCGCGGCCGCAGGCGACCCUGAUGAGAUGAUGAAGCACUUGAAGGCGCUGCGGCUGCUCACGUGCCGGCCCGGUGAGCCACCCAUUGCGACGAUGCUGGCUGCCAACACGCCGCUGUACCUGAUGGAGGUGCUCGGUGUGUCGCCCGCACACGCCAAGGAGGCGGCGUGGGCGCUGUCGAACUUGGCAGCGGGCACACCGGAGCAGACGAGCCAGCUGUUGGACGCAGGGGCAGGCCGCAUCCUGACCACGCUGCUGGCCGACGACAACGAGGAGCUUGCGCACACGGCGGUGUGGGGGCUGGCCAACAUGGCUGGGGACGGCCCGCACGUGCGCGACCAGGUGUUGGAGUGCGGCGUGCUGCCCCGUCUCAUCUCCCUUCUUGAGGGCAUCCUGCCACCCGACACGACCGCCAUGAACACGGCUUCGCAGACGGGCACCGCCAUGUCUGCAUCGCGCGCGCUGACGAUGGCAGCAUCCGGAACAUCGUCAACCACAUCCACGUCGUCGUCAUCACCAGCAUCGUCCGGGACAGCGUCCAUGGUAUCCUCCAUCACCUCCACGACAGGCAGCAGUGGCGGUGGAGUCGGUGGGGGUGACACGUCAGCCACGGCGCAGCUUCAGCUUCAGCACCUGCAAUUGCAUGGGCACCAACAGCAGCAGCAGCAGCAGCAGAUGCAGCAACGCCGUAUGUGGAUGGACGCAAGCGUGUGGUGGCAGCAGCCGUCGCUGGCUGUUCCGUUUGAACCACACCUGCAGAACAACGACAACCUCUCCUUUGACGCCGCCCUUGAACGCGCAUACGCAGCGCAUGUCAAAGACGGCAGCAGGAGCAGCAUGAGCAGCAUCGGUGGGCUCGGCAGCCAGAUGGACGGUGGUGGGGAUGAUGAGGGCAUUGGUGCGGGUGGUGGCCGCAGCAUGGCAGAGGGAAGCGACACCACCACCACCACCGCUACGACGAGUACCAUCACCACCAUGUCGACAAGCACCACUGCGACGCCCACGCUCAAUGGCAGCUUUGGCACGCGCGUCGGCGGGUCUGUGUCGACGCUUGCAACGCCCGCUGUCGUGGUGUCACGCACAACACGCGAGCGCAUCUGCACGCUGGUGUGGUGCUUGCUGAACCUGUGCCGUGGCAAGCCGCGCCCGUCGUUUGAGGCCGUUGUGCCCUGUGCGCCGGUGCUGCUGCGCGUGCUGCGUACGCUCGGCACGCACAUGCACAUGUCUGCGGCCACGGUGGACGCGGCGUGGGCGCUGGCGUACAUGUCUGAGGACGCAACGGCGCUCCCGGAUUUGAUUGCGCUCGGGGCCGUGCCGACCAUGCUGUCGUUGUUGCGUCAGUGCACGCCGCGGCAGGCGCUGUUCCGCCCGCUCAUUCGCUUCAUCGGCAACGUGACGAUUGGGGAGAGUGACGUCACAACGCUGCUGCUGAAACAGGGCGUGGUGGACGUGCUGGCAUACUUUUCCAACUCGUCGCUGCACUGGCUGUCCCGGGAAGCGCUGUGGGCAUUGAGCAACCUGGCGGCGAGCGACGAGCACCACGUGCGGCUGAUGGCCACGAAAGGUGUGCAUGAGGCUGUGCUCGGUCUGAUACUCUCUGAGCGUCUCGUCCCUGCGCAGAUGAAGGAGGCGCAGUUUGUGCUGAAGAACAUGGUGGCCAUUGGCGCGUCGCAGGACGCCGCUCGUAUCCAGCACACCGCAGCAGGCCUCGGUGUCACCAUUGAGGAGGAGUGAUGCCUGGCGUUACGUGUUGUUGUUGUUGUUGUUGUUGUUGUUGUUGUUAUUGUGUGUGUGUGUGUGUGUGUGUGUGCGUUUGGCAUGCACCGCGUCUUCGCCUUUGUUGGCGUCGUGCAUUUGCAUUUCUCUUGUUUUUCGCUAUCGACAUGAACCAUACAAUAACCAGUGCACACCUUUGAAGAAAGUCACUGACUGAGCCUUCAUCAGCUUUGGUGUUGCGUUGGUUUCGGGUGGUGUUGGGU